GCGGCCCACUCCUCGCUCCUGCACCGACCUCCAGGGGAAACCGCUUUGUUACCAACCGUAUCCAAAUUUUACGCGGGUUACCCAAGUCCGACUCAAUUAAAAUACAGUAGCCCCAGAGAAGUAGGUUUUGGAGACAUAACGUGUACUGUCUCUUUAAGAUCCCUUGGCUAGUUUGCUUCGUAUUGAUCAAUCCACCAUUUUCCAACACACAGCGGCGGCAGUGGUAACACAGCGACAGCUAACCCUACCUGGAGACGCCAGGACCCGGGGCAGUCAUGGCAGCGAACAUGUACCGGGUUGGAGAUUAUGUUUAUUUUGAAAACUCAUCCAGUAACCCACUGCUGAUCCGGCGGAUAGAAGAGCUCAACAAGACGGCCAAUGGAAACGUGGAGGCUAAAGUGGUCUGUUUCUACCGACGCAGAGACAUCUCCUCAACGCUCAUCGCCCUCGCCGACAAACACGCACGAGAGAUGGAGGAGGAGAUGGAGAACCCAGAGUUGAACCCAGUUGACCUGCCAGAGAAACAGAAACACCAGCUGAGACACCGGGAGCUGUUCCUGUCCCGCCAGCUAGAGUCACUACCCGCUACACACAUCAGACCAGUCUUCAACUCUCCGCCAGACCAGUCUUCUAACCCCUCCACCUCCCACCAGACCAGUCUUCUAACCCUCCACUUCCCACCAGAUCCAGUCUUCUACCCUCCACCUCCCACCAGACCAGUGAAGACUGGUCUGCUCAGGUCAGUGGGUACCUUUGCGCGGGCUCUAGACUGCAGUAGUUCUGUCCGGCAGCCCAGUCUUCACAUGAGUGCUGCUGCUGCCUCUAGAGACAUCACCCUGUUCCAUGCCAUGGACACCUUGGAUAAGACGGGUUAUGACAUGACGCGGGCCAUCGCUGCCCUGGUUCCCCAGGGAGGACCUAUUCUUUGCCGGGACGAGAUGGAGGAGUGGAGCGCCUCAGAGGCCAACCUGUUUGAAGAGGCCCUGGAGAAAUACGGAAAAGACUUCACAGACAUACAACAGGACUUUCUGCCCUGGAAGUCCCUGACCAGUAUCAUAGAGUAUUACUACAUGUGGAAGACCACAGACAGAUACGUACAGCAGAAACGGUUAAAAGCAGCGGAGGCAGAGAGCAAGUUGAAGCAAGUCUACAUCCCCAACUACAACAAACCUAACCCCAACCAGCUGAGUGCUAACAGUGUGAAGCCUGGCAUUGUGGGAGGCCUAGUGAACGGCUCCGGGGCUGCAGCUGGAGCCACAGUCGGAGCUGGGGGUGUCCCGGGGGUGCUACCAGUGCCCCCAGGACAGACCCCAGGACUGGGCCGCGCUUGUGAAAGCUGCUACACCAUCAGCUCGUACCAGUGGUACUCGUGGGGUCCCCCCAACAUGCAGUGUCGUCUAUGUGCCUCCUGCUGGACCUACUGGAAGAAGUAUGGAGGACUGAAGAUGCCAACAAGACUGGAAGGAGAGAGGCCUGGACCCAACCGCAACAACAUGUCUCCCCACGGUGUUCCAAUGCGUCACAGCGGGAGCCCCAAGUUUGCUGUAAAGACGAAACAGGCCUUCUACCUGAUGACCACUCGGGUGACGCGCGCCGCCCGACGCGUCUGUCAGGACAUCAUCAGACCACGCUUCCUCGCCAGGCACCCCUACCUCCCCCUCAACACAGCCCAAAUCAAACAAGAAUGUGCACUGCGGUUGCCAGACGAGCCCAAAAAGCCAUUGCCGCUGAAGCCGGUUGACAGGAAGCCUCUGGAGUCAGUGGUCCGAUAUCUUGAGGCCCACCCGUGCCCACCCAAACCUGACCUCCCGCGCGGCCAGACCGUAACCACGGGCAGCCUGACACCCAUCAAGUCGACGCCUAACAUCCUCAACAACGGAUCACCCACCAUCCUGGGCAAACGCACCUACGAGCAGCACAACGGCAUGGACGGAACAAAGCCCAAAGCCCCACAGUGGGACAUCAUGGCCAAGAGAACAGCUGAGCCAGGCAGGACCACUUCUGCCCCCAUGCAGCAGGACGAGGUACAUGAACUGGACUGACUGACUACAGCAGGGACCUCACUACAACCUUCAUAUAAGGUAAAUGAAAUGGGAAGGCAUUUUUCCACAUCCAAAGAUGGAGUUGGGGGGGAUUUGAGUGGAGCAGGGCUGGAGGCCGCAGCACCAUCACUGAUUGGCCACCAUCUCACACAAUCAGCAUGAGCCUGCAAACUGUCAAAGACCAACCAACCAAUCGUCUUUUGGAAUGGAAGGAAUAGAACUAAGGCUGUGGCCUAUCGGAAGAUUGCCUGACUGUACAGGACUGUGUUUAUUACUUAACCUUUCUUGUUAUUACUGUCAUUACUGUAAUUAUUAUUUUGUUUAUUUUAGUUUAAUUUUUUUUACCAACUAUAACCCGAAGCUUAAGUUUAAUUGUUGAUAAAAAAAAAUAAAAAAAAGAUGAAACUUAGUUUCAUGAAAACUGCUUUCGUUGUUGCGUGGAAAACCCCUGUGGAAAAGGGUGAAAGAAGGACUGUCUGUAUUGUAAUAUAAGCCACUUGCAUCUUUUUUUAACAGGUUUAUUAAACAUAUGGCAAGGAGAUGAACAUUCAUUUCAAUGACAUAAGUAUACUUCCUUGGUUAUUUUUAUUAUUAUUUUGAAAUCUUCAAGAGGAUUCUGUUUUGUGAGCAGGCCCGACCCUAUUUGACCAGAGAGGUUUAACUUAUUGAGAAAGACUGAAACAUGCUGUUUUUUCUACCUUUUUCACAAGUAAUGCAUCUAUGCUUCAAUGAUGUAAUUAAAAUGAUAAUAGAUUU
This is a messenger RNA of Salvelinus namaycush (lake trout), 2798 nucleotides long. Its product is annotated as metastasis-associated protein MTA1-like. Lineage: Eukaryota; Metazoa; Chordata; Actinopteri; Salmoniformes; Salmonidae. Gene Ontology annotation, cellular component: NuRD complex; nucleoplasm. Gene Ontology annotation, biological process: double-strand break repair; negative regulation of transcription by RNA polymerase II; response to ionizing radiation. Bases 276 to 2042 code for a protein of 588 amino acids. Gene Ontology annotation, molecular function: chromatin binding; sequence-specific DNA binding; histone deacetylase binding. The record is from RefSeq and is a predicted model, not a curated record. The transcript has 15 exons.